ACACACGCAGUCAUAAUUUCAUCUCGGGAGUGAACACAUCUCUUCUCUCUCUCUCUCACUCACUCUCUCAUUCACUCUCUCACUCUCUCACUCUCACUCUUUCACUCUCACUCUCACCUGUAACGUCACGCUCAGAACUCCGUCACCACCACCACCGCCGCCGCAGGUCAAAUCCAAGCGACGUGAUUGGUCCAGAGCCUUCACACGUGACCUCCAUUUAACCACGUGACCUGACCUGACCUCGGCCCGCCCCGCUGACACUGCGAAAAGGGUCAAAGGUAUGGAGAGCGAGAAGGAGUUACCUGCGGCCCGGCGGAAGCGUCUACUGCGGCAGUUCAGUAAGGUCGCCCGGGCAAGCUUGGGCACUGGUCUGAUGGGCACACUCUUCACCUUCCCAUCCGUGCUAGCGAGCGACCUGCAGCGGAACCCAACCUCGCUCUACGGGACGCCCCUCUCAAUGGAUGGGUUGCAGGAUCUUGUGGGCAGUCUCUUGAUGCUAAGUUCGCUGCCCGGGGCUUGGCUGACGGCGGUGGUGGCGAUGCGGCUCGGGCGGCGGAGAUCCAUGAUGCUGUGUGGGGUGGUGGCCGUCUUGGGAUGGCUUGGCGUGGCUCUUGUACCCUAUCCGGCGGGCAUACUGACGGCGAGGUGUGUGUCGGGCCUGGCGCUGGGGGGGCUGUCCGUGGUGGUGAACGCGUACGUGGCGGAGCUGUCUGAUGAUGACGUCCGUGGCAUGAUGAGCAUGUCCUUGAAUCUCGCCAUACUGCUGGGUCAGGUCUUCACGGUGGCAGUGGGCUACGGUGCGCGGUACUACGUGGUGGCCUUCAUCAACGCCCUCGUCCCUGUUGCCUUUGUGCUGUUCCUUAUCUGGCUGCCUGAAAGUCCCUCCGUGCUGGUCCUGAAGGACAAGAACGAAAAGGCCAAGGCGGUGCUUCUGGACUUGCGGGGGUCGAAGGCCGAUGUUACGGGGGAGAUAAAGAGCUACAAGGAGUUCAACAGCGACCAGCAGGGCCAGGAAUCCAGUGCGUGGCGGAAGCUCCUGCAACCCGCCGUCCUGAAAAACUUAGUGGUGGUGUCUGCCCUGUUUGUGCUGGUGGCUUUUACAGGCUUCCUCGUGGUCAACGCCAACGCUGCCCAGAUGUUCCAGGCGGCAGGGACCACCGUGGAUGCUGAGCUUGCGGCCAUAGUGCUCAUGUUGGUGCAGUUCGGCGGCGGCCUCGCUGGGUUCUUCCUGACGGACAAGAUCGGCCGGAAAAAUAUCCUGUACGUGGGCUUCAUCCUUAUGACGCUUGGCCUGGGCGGGAUGGCGGUCUACAGCGGGCUGGGGCUAGGGCAGAAGGAGACGAGGAGUUAUAUUCAAUUUCAACCACUAGAAGGAAGAGGAGGAGGAGGAGGAGGAGGAGAAGGAGGAAUGGAAUUUCUACUACAACCACCACUACCACCAUCACCACCACCAUACAACACCACCACCACCACCACCACCAACCUAACAUUACCACUCUUGAAUAUAGAAGAAAGACAAGAGGAGGAGGAGGUGAAGAUAGUUAGAUUAGCAGGUGGAGAAACGAAGAAAGAAGAAGAAGAGGUGGAUAUGAAGACAGUGAACAUUACGAAGAUGAAGGGAGUGGAAGAGGAGGGGAUGGAGGUGGAUGUGCUGGUGGUGGGUGGAGGGGGGUGGGUCCCUCUGGCGUGUCUGGUAGUCUCCCAAACAGGUGUCUCUCUGGGUGUCAACGUAAUGCCUUUUAUUCUGAACCAAGAGUAUUUUCCCACGGCAAUUAGAUCCCAGGCCAGCGGGGUUUGCUUCACGGUCUGGACGCUCGCCACCUUCGCCGUCCUGCAGCUCUACACUCCCAUGGUCAACUCUCUCACUCAGGCUGGUCUCUACGGCUUCUACGGGGCCGUGUGCCUCCUCGGCCUGCCCUUGCGCCUGCGG
Molecule: messenger RNA, 1930 nt
Organism: Eriocheir sinensis (Chinese mitten crab)
Lineage: Eukaryota; Metazoa; Arthropoda; Malacostraca; Decapoda; Varunidae
Product: facilitated trehalose transporter Tret1-like
Exons: 12
Biological process (GO): transmembrane transport
Cellular component (GO): membrane
Molecular function (GO): transmembrane transporter activity
Source: RefSeq, a predicted model, not a curated record